AUGAUCCUCCACAAGGCCGACGACGCACUAAUGUGCAAGGUCGAUCAGCAGCUUCAAGGAGCUGGCUUACGUCUUCACCAAAGAUACACCUCUUACCGGACAAUCAAGAAGAACCCUGACCACGUGUAUAACUUGCACAAGAAGUCCGACGAAUCCCUUCGAGAUUACAUCAAGAGAUUCAAAGCAGAAAAGGCCAACAUUGUGGGAUAUGACGACCGAAUCGCGUCAUCUGCCUUCAAGAAAGGUCUUCCAGCUAAACAUAACUUGUACCGCGAGCUGACUAUCACUCCCAGCCAGACUUUGGCCGAGGAAUAUCAGUCGACUAAACGGGCAAGCCAAAGAAGCGAUGGAUUUAGCAACAAGAACAAGGACAAGCGUAAGUCACACCCACAAGGGGACGCUAAGGCAGGAGAGGACUACACCAAGUUCACCAUCCCCAUACACCAAAUCUUAGCACAAGUGAAAGACAAACCUUGGAAAGUGCACCUUGAAGAACUCGUGAGAGAAGGUCACUGCACGGAAUUCAUCGCGAAGCAGGCCAUCCAGCGGAUUGAAGAUCGAGACACUGCCAAAGAGCCACCCAAGAAGGUCAUAAGGAUUAACACAAUCCUAGCCGAUGCCAAGGAGUCAGGGCUAACCAGCAAGGAAAAGAAGAGGAAGAUCAAACAUGCCACCAUGAUCUCCCAAGUCUCGACUGACCUUCUACUAGCAAAAGACGAUCCUAUAAUCGGCUUUCAAAAGAAAGAUCUGAUUGGUCUCGACAUGCCACAUAAUGACGCCCUUGUCAUCAACAUUCAAAUUGCUAAGGCCAUGGUUGACCAAAUCCAUGCAGACGAGGGCAGCGCAACCAAUAUCCUACAAUUGGCCAUCAUCCAGCAGAUGGGCUUGGAGACAAAGAUCAACAAAUCAGCAAGAUCACUAACCGGCUUUAAUGGUGCACGAUAG
This is a messenger RNA of Prunus armeniaca (apricot), 945 nucleotides long. NCBI's taxonomy places the organism in Eukaryota, Viridiplantae, Streptophyta, Magnoliopsida, Rosales, Rosaceae. The record is from the annotation of a GenBank genome assembly.